AUGAGGCUACAUGACCUGAUGGAGACAGUGUGGUUAGAGUGGGGAAUCAGGAUCAGCAAGUACUUGGCUUAUAAGGCAAGGAGAAGAGGGAAGGCUCUUAUUGUUGGGGAGUACAAGGAGCAAUAUACAUUGCUCCCUAGGUAUGCAGCUGAGAUAUUAAGAAGCAACAAGGGCAACACAGUGAAACUCAAGCUGAAUGGGAAUGGUCCUUUUAGGGGGCAGUUAUUGGUAGCUGUUGGUAGGGAUGGGAACAACCAGAUGUUCCCAUUAGCUUGGGUUGUUGUUGGUGUUGAGAGCACUGACACCUGGAGCUGGUUCCUGCACCUACUAGGCUCUGACUUAGGAACAAGUGAAGGGGCAGGCUACACUUUCAUGUCAGAUCAGCAGAAGGGGUUAAUUGCAGCAAUCCAAGAGGUUUUUCCUCAAGCUGAGAGCAGGGUAUGUGCUAGACAUGUUUACAGCAAUUUCAGGGGGGUUUUUGGAGGCAGCCUGGAAUUAAAAAAGCAAUUUUGGAUUAUUGCCAAAUCCACCACUGAGAAUGCAUUUCUUGAGAAGUUACAAGUGAUGAGAGAGCUGUCACAUGAUGCUGCAGAGGAUUUGUUGAACAGAAAUUACAAAAAAUGGUGUAGGGCUUUCUACACUCCAAUGGCUUCAUGUGACAGUGUAGACAACAACAUGUCUGAAGUUUUCAAUGCAUACAUACUUAAAUGGAGGCACAAGCCUAUCAUCAGUAUGCUAGAGGACAUUAGAGAGAGCCUAAUGGAAAGAUUACACAAAAAGAGGGGCUUGAUCAAAGCAAGGGAUAUGAGUUUAUGCCCUAGGAUUCAACAGCAGCUUGAGAAACACAAGGUCUGGGCUAGGGGCUGGAAUGCAUUUUGGGAUGGUGGUGAGUGGCAUUCCCUGCAAACAGGGGUGGUUGCCAUUUGGAAUAAAGUGGAGCAACCAGAGCAGUAUGUCAAUGACUACUUCAAGACACACUACCAUGCAAAAGCCUAUGACCACCAACUUGAGCCAUUAAAUGGUCCACAAGAAUGGCCUGUUGGUACCUGUACUAUCACCCCUCCUGAGCUGAAAAAGGUGCACAAUAGGCCAAAAACCAAGAGAAGACCUUUUGCUGGUGAGGUGAUUAUACAGGGGAAGGUUAGGAAGACUGGGGCUAGGAUCACUUGCAGCUUGUGUGGGUUGCAGGGGCACAACAAGGUCACAUGCAGAAAUGCACCAAGGGAAAGGCACACAGCUCCAAACACAUCUAGUCAAGCCCAAACUGACCCUGCCCCUUCAAUUCCUAUGCACAACAGAGGGGUUGGUGUGUACACCUACCCUAAUGGCUUCCAAAGACAAGCAAUUCCAAUUACUACACAAAUGCCUAGACAGUCCAGAGGUGCUGCAUUUUACUCUGAUAAUGAAGGGCAGCAGACUGUAUAUUCAUUCUCUCAGGAGUAUACCUUCCCCCAAUCACAACCAGAGGCAGCAUUACAAACUAUAUCAUCACAAGCACUACAAGAUUUGGCAAAAGGAAAAGCAAAAGCAAAUUAG
Molecule: messenger RNA, 1536 nt
Organism: Chenopodium quinoa (quinoa)
Lineage: Eukaryota; Viridiplantae; Streptophyta; Magnoliopsida; Caryophyllales; Amaranthaceae
Exons: 4
Coding region: 1-1536 (511 amino acids)
Biological process (GO): DNA transposition
Molecular function (GO): DNA binding; transposase activity
Source: RefSeq, a predicted model, not a curated record